AUGGCAUUCAAUGACGCAAAUAAAACUUUUGUGGAGCCAGAGAUGGAAAGUGGAAAAUCUGCAGAUAAAGUCUUCAUAACGGGAAUAACAGGUUUUGGUAUUGCAGGAUGUAGUAAAACAAUGUUUGCCAAUCGAAUCUCGUACUGGCUGAAUGCCAAAGGGCCAUCUAUGGCUAUUGAUGAAGCUUGCUGCAGUUCUACUGGUGCACUCGAGCAGGCUUACCUCGCUAUUACUCGUGGAGAAUGUGAUGCUGCAAUUGUUGGAGGAGCCAACCUGUGCUUGCAUCCACAAUCCUCUGUCCACUAUGGGAGAAUCAUGAAACUAAGUAUGGAUGGUAAAACAAAAUCAUUUGAUAGUAAUCCCGCUGGAUGUUCUAAAUCGGAGUCAAUCAAUGUUCUUUUCUUGCAAAAAGCUAAAGAUGCACUAAGAGUUUAUGCAGAAGUUGCUUAUAUUAAAUGUGAGUUUACUCAACUAGAAGAAGAUGAAAGUGGUCCAAAAUACGGUUUCUACAGAAAUCCUAACAUUUCGGCUGAUUUUUUAAAAAAAUUCUAUCAAGAAGCUGACGUUUCACCAGAUGUAGUGGAAUAUGUUGAAGCGGUUGGUACAGCUGUUGCUGAAGCUGAUAAAUCAGAAUUACAAUCGAUUGAUGAAGUUUUUUGCAUAAAUAGAAGUGAUCCCCUAAAAGUAGGAAGUGUCAUGUCUAACAUUGGUUAUACAGAAGCUGCUUCAGGGAUAUGCGCUAUUACUAAAGUUCUCCUGGCUUAUCAUACUGGAAAGAUCGCAGCGAAUUUACAUUGUGAUUCACCGCGACAAGAUGUUGCGGCACUCCGUGAUGGUCGAAUGUGCAUUGUCACAGAUCAUAUGGACUUCAACCACUCAUACACAGCUGUAAACGGCCUGUCGGUCACAGGUGUCAACUCGCACAUCUUACUAAGAGGCCAUUAUAAGCAAAAGAUAGUUAAAAUGUGCCCUCCAGAAAUAGAAGUAGCAUGUCAUAACGGUCCUAACUCAAGUACUAUCUCAGGACCAGCGAUUGUAAUGAAAGAGUUUGUAGCCCAAUUAACUUCCAAAGGUAUUUUCGCUAAAGAGGUGCCAUGUUCAAAUAUUGCAUAUCACUCGCGCUAUAUUGCUGAAGCAGGUCCCGGCUUACUUAAAUAUUUAACUGAAGUCAUCAAAUCUCCAAAGCCUCGUAGUGAAAAAUGGGUGUCAACUUCGGUACCAAAAGAAAGAUGGGGAGAAGAAAUUGCUAAGUAUUCCUCAGCUGAGUAUCAUACAAAUAAUUUAUUGAAUUCGGUGCUCUUUGAGGAGACGUCCCGGAGUUUACCUUUGUAUGCAUCAGCACAUAGAAAAAUAGCUGCUGCUACAAAAUUUGUGAUAUCCACAUAUGAUGACGAUCACGCAUAUUUAAAAGGCCACGUCAUAAGAGAAAGGAACUUGUAUCCAUUUUCUGGAGCACUCGUAGGAGUUUGGGACACAUUGGCAAUGGUCUUAGGAGUAGAGAAGAAACAGUUGUCAGUCCAAUUUACUGAUAUACAUUUUUUUACACAACCAAUUCUUCAUAAACAGAGAAACUUGCGUUUAAAUAUAGCUUUACACAGAGGAAAUGGCCGUUUUGAAGUAUUAGAUGAAAGUACUAAAAUCGCAACAGGUUAUAUAACUGGGGAAAUAAAAAAAGACAGUCAAGACAAAGUUAAUAUAAAUUGUAAGGAAGAAAUGCAACUUAAAUCAGAUGAUAUUUAUAAACUCUUAUCUCUAAGGGAUUAUAAUUAUUCGGGUGUAUUUCGUAGUAUUUACAAUGCUAGUUUGUCAUUGUCUGAAGCUAAUAUAAAAUGGGAAGACAAUUGGGUGGCCAUGAUUGACAGUAUGCUACAAUUAAAUGCGCUCAGAAGAAUUCACGAAACAGUUUCUCAGCCACAUUUUGUAAGAAAAAUUAUAAUUAACGUAAAUGAGCAUUUUGAUGAAAUGUAUGAAAUACAUGGAAUAAAAGUUACUCCUGCGAGGAUAUUUGAUGUUCAUGAUUAUACAAGGUGCGGUGGUAUAAUCAUGCAAAAUAUAAGAUUUCAUGAUUUACCAACUAUCUGUAAAAAUGUUGGAAUAAAAGCUUUAAAAUUUGUUCCUCACUUUUCUACAAACACCAUUGAUAAAGCGUCAGCACUCUCUACUUAUAUACAAAUAUCUGCUGAAUAUUUAAAUAAACACGAUUUAAAUGUUGUGGAAAUUAUUGAAAAUAAUGUCUCUGAUUUUGUUGAUACUAAUCAAAUCCUCUCCGAAAUUCCUGGAAUACAGGCGAAUUAUUCAGUAAUUACACUAGAUAGUCUUAAAUCAAGUAAUACUGCUUUAUUGAGUGAAGUUGAUUUGCUAUUAGUGUCAAAGCUGUCAAAUAAUGAUGAUUUGUGUCAAAUGCUACACCGAGUUCUUACAUGCAAUACUUUUAUAGUUAACUAUGAGAAGUAUAAAGCAGAAAUUUCGAGGGAUCGCCCAUCAUCCCUGUACCAAAGUAUUUGUGCACAUAGAAUAGGGUCAACUGUUCUAGAACUAGUGUUGUGGCGUCCCACUGAAUCAAAUGUUAGCACUAGUCCUAUAACAGUUUAUUCCGAAUCUGAUUUUGCUUUACUUACUUCAAGAAUAACUGCAACACAAUUAAAUCAAAAGCUUGUGAUAUUAACGUCAUAUCCUCCAUUAGCGUCUUUAAAAACAGCUGUAAAGAAAUGGAGAAAAGAGGAUAACCGCAAAAUUAAUCUAAUCAUGAUCAAUAAUGAGUUUUCCAGUACCCGGAAUCUGGAUAAAAUACCACUUACUGACUUAGCCGUUAAUAUUUUGCAUAACGACGUGUGGGGCGGAGAAUAUUACUUACCUGCAGAAGAAACUGUACGCGAAGAAGUUCUUGGAUUAGAACUUAAUAUUAGACAGUUAGGUGACCUAGACUCCUUGCAUUGGACAGAAAUGCCGGAGCCUAGAGGCGCGGGCAUAAAUGUAAAGAUUCAUUACGCUGGAGUAAAUGCUGUUGAAGUACAGAAAAAAAUGGGAGUUAUUUCAUGCGAUAAAGAAGACAUGCAACUUUUUGAUUUUAGUGGAACUACGGAUAGCGGAGCCCGUGUAAUGGGAAUUGCGAAUUAUGAAUCUAUAAGAACACAUGUAACCGUGAAACCGAAAUAUCUGUGGCCUGUGCCGGCACAUUGGACUAUGGAAGAUGCAGCUACAGUUCCAUUGGCAUACUGUCUCGCUUUAUAUUGCUUGUGUAUUAAGGCUAAGCUCAAGCCUGGAAUAACAAUUUUAGUACAUGGAGGUGCUGGGGCUCUUGGCCAGGCAGUUAUAUCGAUUGCUUUGGCAUAUGGCUGCCAAGUUUUCACUACUGUUAGCGAUAUCAAGAAAAAGAGAUUCCUGCGAAGACUCUUCCCAGAGCUCAAAGAAAGUCACAUUGGAAAUUCACGUGAUAUAAGUUUCGGAGAUAUGGUGUUUCACGCUACAAAGGGUGAAGGUUGUGAUUCAAUCAUAAGCUGUGUUAAAGGUGCCCUUAAAAAUACUACGAUUCAGUGUUGCGGACGGUCAGGUAUUGUAAUAGACACAACCUUAUUAUUGACUAAGGAAAAUUAUGACCUUGGCAUGAAACAUUUGGGAAAAGGAAUGUCUUACUUCACCAUAAACUUAUUGUCAAUGUUGGGACAGGAAGAAGACGAGGAUAUACAGAAGUUGCAAUUACUGCUCACCGAAGGUAUUGCCCGUGGAUACAUCCGGCCACUGUCUCGUGUGACGUAUUCCCCACAAGAUAUAACACGUGCAUACAGUCUUCAAGCUGGAAGCCGUCAUCGUGGACGUGUACUACUCGACUUACAAAAGGAUCUAUCUCAUGUUCAGACAAAAAUAGCUUGUUCUACUCAACUACGACAGUUGGUAAUAUCAGAGAACGAAUUGCUAGCAUUAAAAUUAGUUGACAGACUAGUGGACCGUGGGGCUAGAAAGAUAAUAUUAGUUUCUUCGACUGGAUCAUCAAAUUGUGUGUCCGAAAAAUUACGGACUUGGGCAAAACAAGGAGUACAAGUACAAGUGAUUCCUGGAAAUAUGUUUAGUCUAAAUAGCAUUAUUAAUUUAGCAGCUGAAGAUAAGUCGUUCGUAGGCAUUGAAGGAAUAUAUUACAUAAAUUCUGCAAAUUCAAAAAGUGAGAAUAAUUACGAGAUGUUGGAGCAGAUCAAACUAAUAUCGCAAAGAUGCUCAAAUUUAAAAUAUUUUUCUAUUAUUAACGAAGCAAAAGAUGAUUUUGAAAGAACAGUCUUAUCUAAAAUUGAUAAUCAAUUAUUAACCUGGAUUAAGCUGCCUGCUUUGAAAAUGGUACAUAAGAUGAAUGAAAAUGAAUUUGAUGAAGCUAUUACAGCAGUAAAUGCCAUUGAUGCCAUUGAAAAAGCAAUUUGUCUAAAAGAACGUGUUAUACUGAUACAUUCCUUAAAAAAAUCUGAACCUGUGUCCUUGGUACAUGAAUUAAGUUUAAAAGCAGGCAUAAAUAUAUCAGAUGAUAUAUCAAAAAAUACUAUUAUCGCAGAUUUGGAUAUAGAGCCUGCUAAGUUAGAAAUAUUUAGAUCUUAUUUGUAUAAUACGUGUCACGUAUUCUUAGACGAAAAUAGUUUAUCAGUCUUAUCUAUUAAAUCACUUCGUCAAUUGGAAGAUAAUAUUAUAGAAAAAGAGUAUAAAGAAACUAAAGGAUUCGACAUGUUCUGGUCAAACAUAGAUAAUGAUGAGCUACUUGCCACAACCGAAAUGGUGUUCUUACCGACACUGAUAAACAGUUCAUCGAUGUGUGAAGAUGAAUUUGAUGUAAAUCAAACGUACUUGUGCGUGGUACCCGGAGUAGAAGGUCUUCAUUCACGUUUCAAAAUUCUGUGUGAGCGCCUCAAGUUGGGUGCUCUCGUGUUGCAGCCAGGCCUUGUUAGACCUAACGAAACCAUUCAAGAAAUGGCUGACAGAUUUGCAAAGACCCUUCUCAAAAAGGCACAGUUGAAGAAUAAAUUUUACUUACUGGGUUAUGAAAGUGGUGUAAUGGUGGCAUUGGAAAUGGCGGCAAUUUUGGAAGAUCAAGGUAAAACAUCUUAUAUUUUGAGAACAUUUCUCAGCAAAAGUAUGCUUUUAAUUUUC
Molecule: messenger RNA, 5124 nt
Organism: Brenthis ino (lesser marbled fritillary)
Lineage: Eukaryota; Metazoa; Arthropoda; Insecta; Lepidoptera; Nymphalidae
Source: the annotation of a GenBank genome assembly